This is a messenger RNA of Dioscorea cayenensis subsp. rotundata (Guinea yam), 726 nucleotides long. RefSeq lists its product as uncharacterized. Bases 105 to 575 code for a protein of 156 amino acids. The record is from RefSeq and is a predicted model, not a curated record. Lineage: Eukaryota; Viridiplantae; Streptophyta; Magnoliopsida; Dioscoreales; Dioscoreaceae. The transcript is spliced from 4 exons.
UCCAUUCCCCCAAAACCCUCUUCUCCGGCGAAUGAAUGAUCGGAGCUCCGGCGAUAUCUCAGCAAGUGUAGGCCAAUACUGCGGAGGAGAGCGAGGUUGUGAAGAUGUCCAACAAAGGAGACCAGAAUCUUGAAGAUAACGAAGCACUCGCGCUGGGUAGGCCAAAGCGAAGGAGAAAACCCGUCGAUCGUUAUCGAACGGAGGAUUUCCGGGAGAAGAAGAAGAAGAAGCUCCUUCACAUCCCGGAGGGCAAAGGAAUUAAGCUGAGGGGCAUCAAGAAGGGACAAAGAUCUAAAGCGAAAUAUAUUGAAUUUCUCUGGGUUUUUGUGGAGUCUUCAAGAGAUGUUCUGCAGAUGCUAGAAGAACUUGGUGGCAAUGAGUUAUCUGCUGUCAAUGACAUGGAUGAGAAAAUGCAAUUCUUCAGAUGUUUGAGGUAUUGGCUUAUCCUGCACCAAGUAAUUGUUGAAGUGCCACAGAUGAUCUGGGGAAUACCAGGUUGGAAGGUGAUGCAAAUCUUGGAAGGCAAGCUGGAGCCUCUAAAUCUGAGGAUUUCACCAUUAUUUGUUGCCUUGUAAAACUAUGAAAACAUAGAAAUAGUCAAGCUAUUUUUGUAUAGUAGUAUGAGGCAGAUUAUGGCCUUCUUGUCUUUGACUUCUCUAUAUAUAUAUUGUAAUGUUCUCCUGUAAAAGAUGUACUGAAAAAAUUAUUGAAUAAAUAAAACAAGGG